Molecule: messenger RNA, 3050 nt
Organism: Erinaceus europaeus (western European hedgehog)
Lineage: Eukaryota; Metazoa; Chordata; Mammalia; Eulipotyphla; Erinaceidae
Gene: COQ7
Product: coenzyme Q7, hydroxylase
Exons: 7
Coding region: 68-727 (219 amino acids)
Biological process (GO): determination of adult lifespan; regulation of reactive oxygen species metabolic process; regulation of gene expression
Cellular component (GO): mitochondrial inner membrane; nucleus
Molecular function (GO): 3-demethoxyubiquinol 3-hydroxylase activity
Source: RefSeq, a predicted model, not a curated record
CUCCUGCCACGCGUCAUCAGGCCGCGCCAAGGGCACGCUUGGCCCCGUUCGCUCAAGGAAAGUAGUCAUGGCGAUGAACUGUGCCUCGGCGGCAGCACCUCGCUCCCUAUGGCCGCUGCGCAUUGGUACCCGGCAGCCUCUUUCAGCUUAUGGAGGAAGGGUCGGUGUCAGAUGGCACAGCUCUGGAAUGACCCUAGACAAUAUUAAUCGGGCAGCCGUGGAUCGCAUAAUCCGGGUGGACCAUGCUGGUGAAUACGGAGCAAACCGCAUCUACGCAGGGCAGAUGGCCGUGCUGGGUCGAACAAGUGCCGGGCCCAUCAUUCAGAAAAUGUGGGAUCAAGAAAAGGACCACUUGAAAAAGUUCAACGAGCUGAUGGUUGCAUUCCGGGUCCGACCAACAGUUCUGAUGCCCUUUUGGAAUGUGGCAGGCUUUGCUCUGGGUAUGGGGACUGCCCUGCUGGGGAAGGAGGGAGCCAUGGCCUGCACUGUGGCUGUGGAAGAGUCCAUAGCACAUCACUACAACAACCAAAUCAGGACGCUGAUGGAGGAGGAUCCUGAGAAAUAUGAGGAGCUUCUUCAGGUGAUAAAGAAAUUUCGGGAUGAAGAACUAGAGCACCAUGACAUAGGCUUGGAACAUGAUGCAGAACUGGCUCCAGCAUAUGGCAUUUUGAAGAAGGUUAUCCAGGCUGGCUGCAGUGCGGCAAUAUAUUUAUCAGAAAGAUUUUAAAAGGCCUCACAAUGACUCACUCCAUUUUCACUACUGGAAAGAGCAGCUGCUGCCACUGCAUUUGACCCCGGACUGCUUCUACAUGGAAUCAGCUGAGAAGAGUCUGUCCCACAUGCACAGACCAGGCUAGACCUGCAGAGACUCUGGUUUCUUCGUCAGCCCAGUGACAUGCUGGAAGAGUCCCUGUGGCCACACUUCAUCAGAUGAGCCACAGGAAGUGGGAAGCAGCCAUCAGUUUUGCUUGCCCUCUUUCUCUCCAGCUGCUCGGAGAUGAAGUUUUCUGUAGCAUCUUUGAAGACUCGUGCUGGUGAGCUGGCUGUGUUCACUGCAAGCUUUGGCCAACUCAGUCAUGAAAGCAUCACAUUGUAUACUCACUGCUUCCUGCCCUGCUUUACUUCCCCCUUGCCUCACUCCUGCUUCCUUGGAUGCACACCCCCAUAAUGCAUUUAUAUCCAAGAUAGACCUUUGGGCUCUUCUUCUAGAGAUCCUGGCUGACAUACCAUCCAGCCUAGUACCACCACCACUCCUGAGUCUGGGCCACCAGAAAGAACCAUUCCUAUGAUCUCAGACCCUGGGGCAGGGAAGGAAGGUCUCAUGAUAAAAACCCACAGGCAGUGGAGGGAGCAGCUUCUCAAACAGGAUGGAUGUCUGACAUGUUGUCCGUGGACACAGCAGUUUGGUGCCCCCAUGCCAACUCUGACACCCACUCUUGAGCAGCUUCUUGCCCUCCUGACUUACAUGGUUUCUAGAUCCUCGGGGCCUUUGUUCAUCCCAAGUGCUCUGCUUAAUUCUGAGCAUUGCUUCCUCUCCAGUUCUGUGUCCUUCUCACCACUUCUGGUCAUGCAAAGUAGGCACAACAGACUGUCCAAGAGAGAAGAUAGGUUUGGAUCACUUGGCUACUAUUGGGUACUAGGUGGCAUUGUUGGCAAAGCAGUGUGUCAGCUCCAAGUCACUAGCCACAUAGAUCUAGAGUGUUUAGAAACACCUGCAUCAACCUGACAGUGCUGUGACAUCCUCCCACAUGUGACUGAUGGGCUCAUUGCUCUAGUAGAAGACAAAGCAGUGUGGGUUCUGAAUUGCAAUUGACUUGGGCUGUGGAAUCAAUUAUAUUCUCACAGUUAGAAGGAGCUGGCUGCUGUCCCUGCCAGUGACCAAGGACUUGAUUGUACAGAGUAGAAGCAGCAGCAACAGAGCUGUUAUCACAGACAUGCUGAGAACCACAGGGAAAGGGAAGGAUUCUGUGCCCAGAUUCUGGAAAAGACUUCUAAGUUACACAGCAGAACUGGACCAGCAUUGACUGCCUUUACCCCCAGCAGGGAGCUGCCCCCAGAACAAAGGGCAGCUGUGAGUUUCAGAACCAGCCAGUUGUGCCGCCAGCUGCACUAACAGUUGUAGCACGUGUCUUAGGCAGCUCCAGAUGCCAGGGAAUGUGGGGAUGUGCUUGGCUUUUCUGCACCAGCUGCAGAUGACUGCUGGAACAGAAGGCCACAGAAUCUGUUCACAAACCCUGGACUUCUGCAACAACAGGACUGAUUCCCCCUAACUGUCACAUGCUCCUUGACAGAUCUUAUUUCUAUUUCUUGGCACGACCUUCCUGCAUUUUCUGCUUUGCAGAAUCCUUUCCACUCAUUCAGUCAACAUACCUCUAUACAGUCAGGAUGUUGGGGUCUGAGGUUAGCAGGAUGAACAGCAAAGCCCCUGCUUCCAGGCAGCUCAUCACCAAGGUAGGGAGACAGAUAUAUCAGACAUAAAACGACCUGCUUUCCCAGCCAUUCCCUUUCUGUAUGAAACUCCUACCAUGUGAAUGUGAGGGAACCACCAGGUUCUCUCUCAGCCUCACUUUGCCCAUCUGUAAAAUGGCAGCACCAAACCCAUUAGGCUUUCCCUGAGCAUUUCUGGAGACAAGGUGUGGGAAGGGCUGAGUCCAAGAGGCACUGAAUGUCCCUUCAAAAUUUGACUGCAUGACACCUUCUGGUGAACCUUUACUGGGGCUCCUGUGAGAAGUGUCUCCUGUCUCCUGUCUCAGUGACACCCCCCCCCCCACCGCCAUAGAACUUGCCUCUGGGAAUUCAGAAAUACUAAGAGGACUAUAUGUUUGUAUGUGCUGAACUAUUAAAAAUAACAAUAAUAGGGAGCUGGGCGGUAGCGCAGCGAAUUAAGCGCAUGUGGCACAAAGCGGAAAGACCAACUAAGGAUCCCGGUUCGAGCCCCCGAUUCCCACCUGCAGGGGUGUCGCUUCGCAAGUGAUGAAGCAGGUCUGCAGGUGUCUGUCUUUCUCUCCUCCUCUCUGUCUUUCCCUCCUCUCUCCAUUUCUGUCUGUCCU